AGUUUUAAAUUCGUGACAGACGCAAGCAAAAUUUCUUUGAAAAUGUCUCAAAACCUUACAAAUGCCGCAGAGCAAAGUGAAGCAUUGGAAACGCUUACUGUUGAAAAAUCGAAGCCGAAUAUGUUUAAGGGUAGCGUGUCAGACAACAACAUUAAGCAAAACAAAACCCGAAAUGCCAAAGCGUUCUGUAAGUCGGAUCAAACUUCAGAAUCCAAACUUGCCGAUCAACUUGAUGCUUUAGCAUUAACGGAAACCGGUAAAAUGUUCGUCAAAUCGGAGGACAAAAGAACUCCAGCUCCCCACAAAUCGUCACCGGCUCUGGGCGAUUCGAAGGCCGGUGGUUCAUCCACUACUUGGGAGACGUACAGCACUAGAAAGAACAGGAAGGAUUUUAAACGCAAAAAGCAUCCGAAAUCGAGCAAGAAGGGCGAUAACACGAACAUUCCAGUGGAGGGCACCGUGAAUAAGGACAAUCUGGAGGAGCCGAGCGAGGAGACUCUGCUGGAUGAUGAGACUUACCAAUACAAGUACUUCCCGAAGAACUCCAAGUCGGUGGUGUUUACCAAAGACGUGAUGGUCAUUUAUUUUAACGGGGAUGACGUCAUUUCCGAGCUGAAGGAACCGCUUAAGAAGGAGGUGGAGCAGCAGGUGAGAAACAAGGAGAUGAGGCAGACGCACCUUAUCAAAACACAAGAGAAGUACAAUCUGUGUUUGUUUUAAAUGGUGCCUAAGACAACACACUGUACGUGCAUUUGUAAGGCCAGUUUUAUUAUUAUACAUUAUAUCAUGUUGUCUUUUAUAUAUUUUAUACAGUGUUGUUUAAAUACAUGUUCAACAACGAAA
Molecule: messenger RNA, 843 nt
Organism: Aethina tumida (small hive beetle)
Lineage: Eukaryota; Metazoa; Arthropoda; Insecta; Coleoptera; Nitidulidae
Exons: 1
Coding region: 43-720 (225 amino acids)
Source: RefSeq, a predicted model, not a curated record